CACAACGCACUCACUCUUAAACGCCACAACUCACGAGUUCACAACAGAGCAAGCGACUUUCUCUCUUUAAAAUUCUCUCUCUUCCCAAACAGAGCAACCAAUUAUCUCUCUUGCUUUCUGGGAUUUUCUUGCAUUUUCUCGGGUGAUUCGAUUUUCGGGUUGAUCGAGAAAAUGACUGUGGAGGAGACCCAGGUUGCGGAAGUUGUGGUUGUUCCUCGGGAGGAGGCUGAGAAGGUUGUUUGUGAGAAUGAGAAGGUUGGUGAGGGAGAUGAUAAGGUGAAGGAAGUGGAGGCGGCGGAAUCGAAGCCGAAAACGGUUGAGAAGAGUUCUUCUUAUAAGGAAGAGAGCAACUAUCUCUCUGAUUUGAAAGAGUUCGAGAAGAAGGCGUUGAGCGAGCUGAAAUCAAAGCUGGAGGAGGCCAUUUUGGGCAACAAUAUCUUCAAGAAGGAGGAGCCAAAGAAGGAAGAAAAAAAAGUAGCAGAGGAGGUAGUAAAAACGGAGGAGGUAGAAAAAACAGAGGAGGAAGUGAAAACACAGGAGGAGGAGGAGGAGGAGAAGGAAGAGAAACCACAGGAGGUAUUUGAUAAAAAGGCGGAGGAAGUAGCUGGAGAGAAUGAGAAGGAAGCGGAAGAAGGCGAGGAGGUGAAGAAAUCGGAAGAUGGCUGUGAAGUAGUAGACAAGGAUAUCUCUCUUUGGGGAGUGCCACUUUUUCCCGGUAAGGGUUUCGAGGGCACUGAUGUUGUUCUCUUGAAGUUCUUAAGGGCUAGGGAGUUCAAGGUCAAUGAGGCUUUCGAGAUGCUGAAGAAAACCCUUCAAUGGCGGAAGGAGUCCAAGAUCGAUUCGAUUUUGGACGAGGAUGUCUGUGCCGAUCUGAGCUCUGCCGCUUACUUGAACGGCGUUGAUCGCGAAGGCCACCCCGUUUGCUACAACAUUUUCGGGGUAUUCGACAACGAGGAGCUUUAUCAGAAGACUUUUGGAAAUGAGGAGAAGAGAGGGCAGUUCCUGAGGUGGAGGCUCCAGCUGAUGGAGAAGAGCGUACAGAAGCUUGAUCUGAGGCCUGGUGGUGUCACUUCUCUGCUUCAGAUCAACGACCUCAAGAACUCUCCGGGGCCGGUGAAGAAGGAGCUCCGGAUUGCCACAAAGCAAGCAGUUGGGCUUCUGCAGGACAACUACCCUGAGUUGGUUGCCAAAAAUAUCUUCAUAAAUGUUCCUUUCUGGUAUUAUGCACUUAAUGCAUUGCUAUCUCCUUUCUUGACUCAAAGAACCAAGAGCAAGUUCGUCGUUGCUCGCCCCACGAAGGUCACUGAAACCCUUCUCAAGUACAUUCCAGCUCAGGAGAUACCUGCUCAGUAUGGCGGUUUCAAGAGGGACAACGACAACGAGUUCUCUGCCGAAGAUGGCGCUGUUUCAGAACUUAUUCUUACGGCUGGAUCCACUGGAACCAUACAAAUUGAUGCAGCAGAGCAGGUUGGUAGCACAAUACUGUGGGACUUGACUGUUUUGGGAUGGGAAGUGAAUUACAAGGAGGAGUUUGUUCCAAUUGAUGAGGGGUCGUACACCAUUAUUGUUCAGAAGAAGAAGAAAAUGGGGUCUAACGAAGGCCCAAUUCGCAACACUUUCCGAAGCAACGAACCCGGGAAGGUUGUCCUGACAAUCGAGAACAAAUCGAGCAAGAAGAAGAGGGUUCUGUACCGGUACAAGGCCAAGAAGUGCUCCACCUUCUGAGAGAAAGAGUUGAACCGCAAAAGGUUGCAAUUCAAGUAAAUUGUUUGUUUGAGAGAGCAUUGUACAUAAAAUAGAGCUUAUUCUUUUGGAGGAUCACUGUGAUUCUGUAAUGUGAUAAAUGUUUUGAUGUGUAUGUUUUGAUUUGUGAGUUUCCAAUUUGGUGAAAUAUGUAUUAGCAAUUAUUCAUUUUGAAGAAAAUUUGUCCAGAUUGAA
Molecule: messenger RNA, 1938 nt
Organism: Malus domestica (apple)
Lineage: Eukaryota; Viridiplantae; Streptophyta; Magnoliopsida; Rosales; Rosaceae
Product: patellin-4
Molecular function (GO): lipid binding
Source: RefSeq, a predicted model, not a curated record